AUGGAUUUGACUCCAAAAGGUAAAAUUUUUUCACGUAAAGAAAUAUAUGUUUCAUCAUUGAUUUUAGAAUGUGAUUUACUUUCAGUAAAUGCUCAGUUUACACAAGAAGAAAUACAACAAUGGCACACGGAUUUUCUUCGUGAAUAUCCAUCAGGUCAAUUAGAUAAAAAGGCAUUUGUUGAUUAUUAUACAAAAAUACAUCCACAUGAUGAAGAAAAAACAGCAGAAUUAUUUGAUCGAAUUGAUGUUAAUGAUGAUGGCACAAUUGAUUUUAAUGAAUUUCUUGUAUUAAUCGCUAUUCGAAAUCAAUUAGGUAGUUUAGAAAAACGACUUGCGUUUGUAUUUGAUUUAUGGGAUGACUCAGAAGAUGGACAAAUCGAUCGAAAAGAAUUAACUAAUUUAUUAUCAGCUAUGUAUGAACGUGCUGGUAUAAGAGAUCAAAAAGGUGAAUGGGAUCCCAAAAAACGUGCCAAAGAAAUUAUUGCUAAAUUAGAUAUUAGUGGUGAUAAAAAAUUAAAUAAAGAAGAAUUUGUUACUGGAUGUAUGAAUGAUCAAGUUAUUUGUAAACUAUUACUUCCACGUUCUUCGUAA
Messenger RNA from Adineta steineri, 591 nucleotides. The record is from the annotation of a GenBank genome assembly. NCBI's taxonomy places the organism in Eukaryota, Metazoa, Rotifera, Eurotatoria, Adinetida, Adinetidae.